AUGUCAAGGGAGGUAGUACGAGGGACGGCAUCCGGUGGAGUCGGUGGUACAGUGCCAGCAUCAGCGUCAGCAUUCAAACCAGCGGCGCCAUCACCAUCAGCGGCAGCAGAAUCACCACCAUCAUCACCAGAAUUCUCACCACCAUCAUCAUCACCAGCAGUAUCAGCACCAUCAUCCUCACCUCCAGCAUUGUCACAGCCAGCACCACCAGCAUCAUCAGCACCAUCAGCAUCACCAUCACCACCAGCAUUUUCAGCACCAGCAUCAACAUCAGCACCAUCAUCAACAUCACCAUCACCAUCAUCAGCACCAUCACCAGUUGCUGCGCCCGUUGCCAAGUCUCAGCUUCCAAUUGCUGAACCAACUGCCGAGCCUUCCCUCCCUGCCUCCAAGCAUGUUUCCAAACCUGCUGCCGAGCCUUCACAUCCGCCUCCCGAGCCUGUUGCCGAGCCAUCCCUGCUCGCUCCACUAUCAUCGCCUGCCGAACCAUCCCUUCCUGCCCUAACACCUGCUCCUGAACCAUCCGCCGCACCGCCCUCCGAACCACGCUCUGAACCUCCCUCUGGACCUCCUUCCGAACCUCCAUCCAAAGCACCUGAAUUAGGUUCGGAAGAGGGCGAGGAGCUGCUGCCAGCCGUCCCCGAGCCUAGCUCCCUGGUGUGCCAGCUUUCAGACUAUGCCAGAGUAUCCGGCCCUUGCGAAGGUGGCACGCGGCGCAUCUACUUCAACAAGGCCCGCAACUGCUCCGACCCCUUCCCGCUGAACCUCUCUCCUCGACCCGAGCCCUGCGACUGCACGCCAGAGGACUAUGAGCGCAAUUAUGUGAAGUCAGAUAACGGCUCCUGCACCCUCUCCUUUCAGCCCACCAACUGUGAGGGGGGGGAUUCCAAUUGGGAGAUUCCAGCCGACCCUCUCUUCUGUGAGCUAGCCCCGGUGCCAUGUGGGGAGGGCAACAUCCGCACCAUCCAUGGCAAGUGCGACUACAUCCGAGACCCCGCCUCCAACCAGCCUUUAAGCAAAGAGAAGACUAUCCAGGUGAUAUACUACUUUGACAGCGGCUGCAACCCCACAGCACAUGGCUCUGUGGCGCUGCCAUCGCCUGGGUACAUCCCCUGCGACAUGACCUGUCCUGCUG
Messenger RNA from Closterium sp. Yama58-4, 1135 nucleotides. Lineage: Eukaryota; Viridiplantae; Streptophyta; Zygnematophyceae; Desmidiales; Closteriaceae. The record is from the annotation of a GenBank genome assembly.